CUAACCUCAUUUUCAAAUAGUGUUUGAUUUGGGUUGUUGUUCCAAACACGUGUUGGUUGGCUACUUUGGUAAAUUUCAAAUGUACCCGUGGUUCGUGUUUUUAUUUGGAUUUUAUUAAAAAAAAAAAUAAUGGAUUACUCUAGCGAUUCUGAACUCAGCGACAGCGAUCGGGAGCUGCAAGAAGCUUUUGUUGAGGGAAAAUUGAAGCCGGGACUAAAUACAGUACACCAAGCACCAAAAAAGGCAGUUAACAAUGUUGAAGGUUUAAAUCACAAACUAGAGGAAAUCUAUUUAAAUCUACCAUGGAUCGAAAGAUUAGACUGCAUAAACGCACAAGCACCUUUAGCUCCAGAACUGGCUGCUCAAUUAAUGGCUCAUGAACAGAAACGAGAAAACCAAUUAAAGAAUAAUAAAAAACUGCCACAGCUUAAAGCAAGCGAGGAUCCUAUAUUGAAUGAUUUUAAAAGGGAAAUGGAGUUUCAUAGACAAGCCCAAGCCGCUGUACUUGAUGCCAUACCAAAGUUGAAGGCUCUUGGAAUACCUACUAAAAGACCUGAUGACUAUUUUGCUGAAAUGGCAAAAACAGACGAGCAUAUGCAAAAAAUCAGAGAACAUUUGAUGACAAAGCAACAGCAGCAACAGAGAAGCGAAAGAGUUAAACAACUAAGACAACAAAGAAAAGAAGGCAAAAUGCUUCAAAUACAGACCAAACUCCAAAGGCAGCAAGAGAAAAAAGAAAUGCUGGACCAGGUUAAAAAGCACCGCAAAGGAGUCUCGAAAGAUCUAGACUUCCUGGAUUCCAAAAAAAGCAAAGCUAUUUCGCGGAAGGCAUUGGAAAAGAGAAAUAUGAAAAAUAAGAAAUUUGGAUUUGGUGGCAAGAAGAAGGGUGGGAAGUUGAACACAAGAGAUACAGCAGCAGACAUUAGUGAAUAUAGGAGCCCUAAACCAGGCGGUAGAAAGGGCAGGGAUUCUAAGGGUAAACAGAAGAAUAAUAGGCCAGGCAAGAAUAGGAGGAUAAAAGCUAAAAAUAAGAAAUAGAUAAGCUGUGAUUUAAAUUUGUCAAUUUUUUGUACUUGAUCACAAUGUUACUGUAAAUUGUAAACAAAUUUCCUGUUAAAAAUAUGUAAUACUAAUCUAUACUAAU
Molecule: messenger RNA, 1144 nt
Organism: Ceutorhynchus assimilis (cabbage seed weevil)
Lineage: Eukaryota; Metazoa; Arthropoda; Insecta; Coleoptera; Curculionidae
Source: the annotation of a GenBank genome assembly